This is a messenger RNA of Daldinia decipiens, 1655 nucleotides long. Its product is annotated as Metallo-dependent phosphatase. The coding region runs from base 313 to 1557 and encodes 414 amino acids. The record is from RefSeq and is a predicted model, not a curated record. NCBI's taxonomy places the organism in Eukaryota, Fungi, Ascomycota, Sordariomycetes, Xylariales, Hypoxylaceae. The transcript has 2 exons. Gene Ontology annotation, cellular component: cytoplasm. Gene Ontology annotation, molecular function: hydrolase activity, acting on ester bonds.
UUUAUCUAUCGGGAAGGAGAAAAGGGCAGGCAAUAAUAAUAACUGAGACACUCAAUCGGGUGGGAAUUCCGAUCAUUUCUUGAACUUUACAACGCACACUUUAAAAAUAUGAAUCAGAUAGUGACUACGUGCAUCGUAUGCAACCCUAUUUCUCAUGCUCGGUCCUCUACCUAGUCCUCUCCCUAGUCAGUGUUCACAGCAUGAGCCAAGUACAUAUUGGACAUACCCCCUCGACGGGCGAGCCAUUAUCCCAUUCACAUUCUGGUCCCUGGAAGUAAGUAUGCUAAUAACGACUUAUCGCUUUGGUUCACUAUGUUUUCCACGGCUUUGGUUAUGUUGACGUGUGUAGCGUCGAUAGAUGCGAAGCCUUUAGCUAAGAGAUAUGUUAAUAGCACAGGUUCCUUGGGUCCUCUCACUUUUAAAAGCGACGGGACGUUCCAGAUAUCCAUCUUCGAAGAUUUGCAUUUUGGCGAAAACGCCUGGGACCAAUGGGGACCCCAACAGGAUAUCAACUCUGUCAAGGUCAUCAAUGAAAUUCUCGAAGCAGAGUCGCCUGGUCUUGUCGUCUUGAAUGGCGACUUGAUUACUGGUGAAAACGGAUUUCUAGAGAAUAGUACAGUUUAUGUCGACCAGAUCGUCGGUCCUCUCGUAGAUCGAGGUCUUACUUGGGCGUCAACGUAUGGCAAUCACGACUACGACUAUAAUAUAUCCGGCAGUACUAUUCUCGCCCGCGAAAAGCGGUGGAGUAAUAGUCGGACGACACAGAUGGUUUUCGGUGAAGAAGCGGGGACGUCAAAUUACUAUCUCCCAGUUUACGACAGUGAUUGCAGCGAUGGAGAUUGCGCCCCCGAGUUGAUACUUUGGUUUUUUGACAGCAGGGGAGGGUUCCGAUACCAGCAGAAGGACGGAUCCGGCAAUCGGGUUGGCCAACCAGACUGGGUUGACUUCAGUGUCGUAAACUGGUUUCUUCAGACGAAUAAUGAACUUGUUGAGAAGUACAGCAAAACUAUCCCUUCGUUGGCGUUUGUCCACAUCCCAAUUUAUGCAUCGUAUAUCCUGCAGAAAGAAGGUAUCAAUCCGCAUGCUGAGCCAGGGAUAAACGACGACUAUCCGCUGGCUCCCCAGGCCCAGGGAUGGUGUGCAGAUGGUCGGAACGACGGUACUUGCGACUACGGAGGCCAAGACAUCCCGUUCAUGCAGGCCAUCUCGGCUGUUCCUGGAUUAAUGGCUGUCUUCUCAGGACAUGAUCACGGAAAUACGUGGUGUUAUAAAUGGGAUAGACUACUUCCUAACAUGACAGUUUCGCCUCGCAAUGACGUUAAUUUAUGCUUCAGCCAGCAUUCAGGGUACGGUGGUUACGGGAACUGGGAGAGGGGGGCUCGUCAGGUUCUCGCAACGAAGUCAAAACUAGCAAAUUUUGAGGUUGAUACAUGGAUCCGUCUUGAGUCUGGAAAUGUUGUGGGCAGUAUCUCGUUAAACUCUACGUACGGAGAGGAUCUGUAUCCGGCGACUAAUAAUUCGAAAACCUACUGCCCUACUUGUGAUUACGGCUCGUAGGGGAAGUAGGGAGAUGUUUAUCGUAAUGAUAAUGUGAUAAUACGGCUAUGGAAUAACUAUUAUAAUAACAUAAUAAAUGCAUAACUACCUAAUAUUUU